AAAAAAUGAAACGGGAGUUUUAAACUUUGAGAACUCAUCAUGGAAGACUCAGAAGGACAUCACUUCAGCUCAGUGGAAGAGGAAACCAGAUACUGGAAAGAGUUGGCUAUGAAAUACAAGCAGUGUGCUGAGGAUACACAGGAGGAAUUGCGUGAAUUCCAAGAAGGGAGUCGAGAGUAUGAAGCUGAACUGGAGACUCAGCUGCAGCAAACAGAGUCCAGAAACAGAGACCUUUUGUCAGAAAACAACCGUUUGCGAGUGGAACUGGAGUCAGUUAAGGAAAAGAUUGAAAUGCAGCAUUCUGAAAGAUACAGGCAAAUCUCUGCGCUGGAAGAUGACUUGGCACAGACAAAAGCUAUUAAAGAUCAACUUCAGAAAUACAUUCGAGAACUCGAGCAAGCAAAUGAUGACUUGGAAAGAGCAAAAAGAGCCACUAUAAUGUCUCUGGAAGAUUUUGAACAGCGUUUAAACCAGGCUAUUGAAAGAAAUGCUUUUCUGGAGAGUGAGCUGGACGAGAAAGAAAACCUUCUCGAGUCUGUGCAGCGCCUGAAAGAUGAAGCUAGGGUUAGACAGAAAUUACUU
This is a messenger RNA of Mesitornis unicolor (brown roatelo), 582 nucleotides long. It is a transcript of the gene NDE1, whose product is annotated as nudE neurodevelopment protein 1. The record is from RefSeq and is a predicted model, not a curated record. Gene Ontology annotation, molecular function: microtubule binding. Gene Ontology annotation, cellular component: centrosome; kinesin complex; kinetochore. Lineage: Eukaryota; Metazoa; Chordata; Aves; Mesitornithiformes; Mesitornithidae. Gene Ontology annotation, biological process: vesicle transport along microtubule; microtubule nucleation; centrosome localization.